Molecule: messenger RNA, 1545 nt
Organism: Dendronephthya gigantea
Lineage: Eukaryota; Metazoa; Cnidaria; Anthozoa; Malacalcyonacea; Nephtheidae
Exons: 6
Coding region: 135-1088 (317 amino acids)
Molecular function (GO): nucleic acid binding
Source: RefSeq, a predicted model, not a curated record
GGUUACAUUUUAUGUAAAGAAGAUCAAUGAUCGCGAAGCACUUUGGUGUUCUUUUAUUAAAUAUGAAAUGUCUUAAUUCUUAUAUAUAUGAAUUAUGCAGUAUGUAUAAAGAAACAUAUUUGUUUUACUAAACAAUGAAAGCGUUUGAUGAUGAUCUUCGUUGGAGAGUAAUCUACCACCAGUAUCUUUUGGGUUCUUCUGCUCAACUUACCGCUAAUUCUUUGUUCGUAAGCAAAAGUUUCGUGUAUAAGAUCAGAGCGAUUUAUAAACGGAAUGGAAAUGUUACUAGGGCUAUUAGGAGAGGAAAACAACGGCUUUUAUCGGCAAGAGAAAAUGAAAUUUUAAAAUCAAUGGUAAUGACCAAGCCUGAACUCUACUUAGAUGAAUAUAAAGAUUGGCUUAAAGAAAUUACAGGAAAGCAAGUUAGCAUCUCCACCAUAUGCAGAUCAAUAAUUAGGCUUGGUUUUACUUACAAAAAGUUAACAGUCAUUGCUAAGCAGCGAAACGAGUUCAAAAGGGCUGCUUUUUCACGGUCUUUGGCAACUAUAUCAAGAAAUAUGCUUCUAUUUGUUGAUGAAACUACAAAGGACAAAAAAAGACUUCAGAGAUUCAUGGGACAUUUCUUUCCUGGCCAUCUAAAUACAAUGGUUGGUAAUUUUGUUAGAGAGGAUCGAUAUAGUGUUGUAGCAGCUCUUGAUAUCAAUGGAAUUGUGGCUACUCAUACUGUUCCAACAGCUUUUAACACAGCAUCUUUCAACUUCUUUAUGGAAUAUUUUGUUUGCCCUUAUGUUGGAAGAUUUGCUUUAAAUGAACCUCGAUCUGUGGUGAUAUUGGAUAACUGUAGGAUACACGAUUCCAACAAAAUGAUAAGUCUUGUGAGGGACAGAGGAGGCAUAGUCUUGUUUCUACCACCCUAUUCACCAGAUUUUAAUCCUAUUGAGUUGGUUUUCAAUGUGGCCAAGACUUAUCUAAAGCGUAACAGACAUUUGGUAUCCAUCAAUCCAAAGUAUUGUUUGGCAAUGGCCAUAAAUGAUGUAAUUGAACAUGGCUCGGAAGAGUUCUUUACAAAAUGUGGAUAUGUGCAAUAAAUGCUUAUUAAUGGCAAACUUAACCAAUUUGUGUUAAAUUUUAGGUAGUCUAAUUUUUGUUGAAAACCAAAGGAAAGUGCUUGGUCAGGUUUUUAAUCCCAUUGAUCCUCAGUGCAACUUAUAAUAACACAACAAUAUAAUAUAAUUUAAGGUAAAUAACUAGAUUUACACAGUCCAGAUUUAAUCUGUAUGUAAAAGACAUGUUUGCCUUUACAUCACUUCAGUGUUUCAGUCAAACUUUACAUACUAUUACCAAGAUAACCUAAACACAACUUACAACAAAAUAUCAACUACAGUAAUCAUAAUAUUCUUGAGCAAAGCCAUUUACUAGAUAACUCUAAAUACAUAUUAAAAACAGAAAGAAAAAUUUAAGUAAGUAUAUAUUUUGGUAAGACCUCUUUUAAUGCAGGUUAUUAGGAGUUAUUUAGAGCAUAUAGGCCCUAUUGGAGUUUUAUGG